GUUUCCGCUGAACUCCAUGCGAAACGUUUAUGUGAACCCCGCACACCUGUUUGAGAAUUCAAGAUGGCGGCCUACGAAAUCGGUAUGGUUGUUUCAGGAGAGUAGACGGGAAAAUGAUUGCUGCCGAGUCCCUGAGAUGAGAUGAAGAGUAGGCACGGGAGAGAAAUAUUGGGCUUUGUGCUACAAUAAAGCAAUAAAAUGGCGGCAGAUACGGGUACGAGUACGAGACGGCGAGUGAAGCUGUACAUGUUGAAUGAGAACAGAACAUGGGAUGAUCGAGGGACCGGUCAUGUCUCGUAUGCCUAUGUCGAACGGUUAAAAGGAAUGUCUCUUUUGGUGCUAUCAGAAACCGAUGGAUCGUUAUUGCUGGAAUCAAAAAUACUUCCAGAUACAGCUUACCAAAAACAGCAGGAAACCCUGAUUGUGUGGUCUGAAGGAGAGAACUAUGACUUGGCACUCAGCUUUCAAGAGAAAGCUGGAUGUGAUGAAAUCUGGGAGAAGAUUUGCCAGCAAACCCAACUUCAGCACUCACAAAAUAUUCUGUCAUGGCGACGAAGUUUACAGGUUCAAGGGAAAGAUCCCUCUGUUGAUAUCACUCAAGAUAUUGUGGAAGGGGAGUCUGAAGAAGAACAUUUUGAUGAGAUUCCAGAUGCAGCGCCACCUAUAGAGUUACCACCUUGUGUAAUAUCAACUUUAGAGGAGAUAUCAGAGUUAUUCACAAGUGUUCUUCCCUCUCCUAUACGGAGAGAGAAACUGGCUGUUGCCAUUGAAAAUGAAAAUUACAUCAAAAAGCUGAUAGACUUAUUUCACAUGUGUGAAGAUUUAGAAAAUUUAGAAGGACUUCAUCAUUUGUAUGACAUAUUCAAAAGUAUAUUUUUAUUGAACAAAAACGCACUGUUUGAGAUCAUGUUCAAUGACGACGUCAUCAUGGAUAUAGUGGGUGUCUUGGAAUACGAUCCAGCAUUACCUCAGCCUGCAAAACAUCGAGAGUACUUAAGUAAAACAGCAAAAUUCAAGGAAGUUAUUCCCAUUACAAGCCAAGAGCUACUUCAGAAGAUCCAUCAGACUUACAAAGUGCAGUACAUACAAGAUGUCAUAUUGCCUACCCCAUCUGUGUUUGAGGAGAAUAUGUUAUCAACACUAGGUUCUUUCAUCUUUUUCAACAAAGUGGAAAUUGUUGGAAUGAUUCAGAAUGAUGAACGUUUUUUGGAGACACUGUUCAAGCAGUUACGGGAUGAAGAGACAGAUGAUGAAAAGAGGGGAGAUCUGGUUUUAUUUCUCAAGGAAUUUUGUACAUUUUCACAGACUUUGCAGCAGCAAAAUAGGGACUCCUUUUUUAAGGCUCUUUCAAACUUAGGUAUUUUAUCAGCACUAGAAGUUAUUUUGGGUCUUGAAGAUCCAGUGAUGAAGUCAGCUGCCAUUGACAUUUUUUCCUUCAUAGUUGAGUACAGUCCGUCCAUGGUGCGAGAGUUUAUACUGCACGAAGGCCGGAUACAAGAUGAUGUGAGCAAGCCAUUUUGUGAAGAUGACUUGCUGAUCAAUCUUGUCAUAGAACAAAUGGUUAGUGAUCCAGAUCCAGAACUUGGUGGAGCAGUGCAGUUAAUUGGAAUUAUAAGACUACUGAUUGAUCCUGAAAACAUGCUGGCAACUGCCAAUAAAACUGAGAAAACAGAGUUCCUUAGUUUCUUUUACAAGCAUUGUAUGCACGUUAUGACUGCACCCUUGUUUGCAAACACAGUUGGUGACAAACCAAACAGAGAUGACUAUCGCACUGCUCAGCUGCUGGGACUUACCCUAGAGCUUCUGGCCUUCUGUGUGGAGCACCACACUUACCACAUCAAGAAUUACAUAAUAAACAAGGAUCUGCUGCGAAGAGUUUUGGUGCUUAUGAAUUCCAAACACGCUUUCCUUGCGUUGUGUGCUUUGCGGUUUAUGCGACGAGUUUUGUCUUUGAAAGAUGAAUUCUACAAUCGCUAUAUUAUCAAAGGGUGUCUCUUCCAGCCUGUAGUGGAUGCCUUCAAGGCAAAUGGGGACAGAUACAAUCUGCUCAACUCUGCAAUCAUAGAAAUGUUUGAAUUUAUAAGAGUGGAGGAUGUGAAGUCUGUUUGCUCUCACAUAGUAGAGGUGCAUUACAAAGCAUUUGAGCAUGUAGACUACGUGCAGACCUUCAGGGCCCUGAAAUUGAGAUAUGAUCAGCAACAAGAGAGAUUAAAAGACAAAACUGCAUCUUUAGAAAACACGCCCACAAUACUUCGAAAUAAUCGGUAUCGACGAGAUGCUCGUACCUUGGAAGAAGAUGAGGAAAUGUGGUUUGAUCAGGACGAUGAUUUUGAAGAUGGCGAUACCAUGAAACCUGUUAGUGAAAUGCUCAGUAAAAAACUGGAAUCGGACUUUGACCAAAUAAACAAGUAUUUGGAGAGCCGGAGAGUUAUGGGUGUUUCUAAGGAGAAUGAAUUUCGAGAUUCUCCGCCACGCAUGAACAACAGGACCUCACCUAUCAAUAUAAAUCUCAAGACUAGUCCAAGCAAUAGUCCCGUGCAUAGUCCUUUGACCAGUCCUGUGGGGAGUCCUGCAAGCCCUAAUGGGACACCCACACCGCCCAAAGAGGAAGUCAAACCAAAUAAUGUAGUCACAAACAAGCCUCUAGUGGGUUUAGUGGACUAUCCAGAUGAAGACUCGGAUGAGGAAGAAGAGGAGGCGGACCAAUCUAGCAUGCCUGCAGCAAAGCGACCUAGAUUGGCAAGCUAACUACUUUCAACUUGCAGAUUCUUACAUGUGCAAAGUACAGUUCAGAAUUUGUCACAUAAACAGAGGUUGAUUGAGAUUGCAUAGAAAGUACAAUCUGUCUUAACUGGUGGCAGUUACCUGAACUGAUCUUCAUAACUCAAUGAAAUGCAACUCAGGCGGUACUGACAUAGUAGCCAAGUUUUUUUUGCAGAUAAACGAAAAAAUAUAAUACUGAGGGACCACAGCAAGCUAAAUCAGCAAUUUUUGUUUUGAUUGAGAUUUUUUUUUUUUUGUCUGGAACAUUGUCAGGGCAUUGCUGCUGUGACUGUCUGGUGUGACCUUAUUAACCAUCCAGCCAACUGUUCACGUGUGAGUUCAGCACAGCAAUAACCCCAGUCUAUUGUAAUAUCUUAUCAAAAUUGAAUUAGGUUGCUGAUUAAGACAGCUAAUGUGUUUAGUUCACCUCGCAAGCAUUGAUACAGUGGUAAGAUUAUGGGUAAAAAAGACCUCGUACAUUCUGUGCUUAUAUGACUGGGGUAGGUGUACUGGUAGGUUCUAGUAAGAGAAAAAAUGUGGAGACUUCUCAAGAGCUGUCCCACCUUUACAAAAUAAUGGGAUGCAGUUCUCUGCAUCAGACAUAGAACAUGCCAGCUUACUGUAAUUAGUUUUUUGAGGUUUGACGUCCUACAAAAAAACAAAACAUUUACAGUCUGCCUCACAAUUGUGAUCUCAUUAUCCACUUCAGAUACUUAUUCUAGUUCUUGUGUGCCCAUGACUAAUGUGUAAAUAAUAGCUUUAUCUCUAGAGCAGUACUUGUCAUGUCCAUGCAGUUUUCUGAUAGUUUUGUACAAACAAAGAUGUAUUUUAUUCUACAUGCAUGGAAUAGGCAUUUUAUCAAGGUGUAUAUAGUUAAUUGAUUCUUUGACAAGUGCCACAGAAUUUUUAAGCCUAUUAUUUUACCACCAGCUUGUGAAGUUGGAGGUAAAGAGGUUAGUCGAGUUCAUAAUAUUUUCAUCAUUAUUAUUUUUCAAAACUUCAAUCAAUUUGUAUGGCAUAAUUUCCCAUCUGUUUUUUCAAAGGAUCCUUGUAAUACCUUUUAUCAUGUAGUUUUAUUUAUUUAUAAUGAUUAUGAUUAUUAUGUUUAUUUAUUAUUGUUGUUAUAAUUUUUUGCAUUUAAAAGUAUAAUGAUCUUUUCGUUGGUGGUACAAUCAAGUCACAUGGUGACUCGUAUAGAGUGUAGUAAAAGCAUGCUGAAUUAGCAUGCAAUUUUCAUAUCCAUUUCUUUUAUUAGAGACCAGUUGCCUCACAAGUGAACAGUAGAACAUUAUGGCUGAGAGGAGUAAAUUGACCAUUUUUUUCACCAGAUGCAGUGAAUUGCUGCUAGGACUCUUUUGUCAGUGGUUCAUAGACCAAUGGUUAAUGUUGUUACCUAUUUUAGGAAAAAAUUUUCAAAAUUGCUCUUUUGUUAAUUACGUCUUAUCUUUUAGAAUGCUUCUUUUCAUAGUUUUAUUAAAACAUGUCACCAUUAUAUGAUAGAGCUGCAGUUUAAGUCCGAAAACCAGUCUAGAGAAGCAGGUUGGGAUCACUACCACUUUAAAGUGAGACGCUGUUCAAAACUUCAGGGACGCAUUUAAAAUGAAAUUUUUGUAUGAGCAUAACAGGAAUAUAAGUAUUGUAUUGAGAUGUACCAUCAAAAUGAGGUAGUUUUUUUUUAACCACGGAAGAGGAUUUCAAUUGUGAAUAAUUUUAAAUUAUAUUCUAAUGUGGAAUUCUGCAAAGAACAUAAAUAGAUGUAAUAUGUGGUGUACAGUUGUGUAGUAUUUGAGUGUGUCAUUAGUCAUCAUUGCGUAUAUUAGUGCACCGGAGAUCAAAUGGACCUUUGCAGGGUUAAGAUAACUGUAUCCCAAGUGCUGUAUCGAGUACAAAGCUAAUAAUUUAUUAGCCCCAAGAUAUAUUUUGUUAUGGUUGCUGUCAUUGAGGAGCAGAGGUCUAUUUAAUUACUCCUCUUCAUUUUGAACAUUUUUUUUUAAAUUGAGAAAACGGUACCAAAUUCUACUUUAGCAGACAGACAUGACUCUUACCAAAAUAAAUCAGAUAUUUUUUUUUCUUGGCAGUUUUCUGCCUUCAGCAGCCCCCAAAUCCCCAGUCACAAGGCCACCAAGCCAUUUCUUCCCACUUUUCUCUUACAACCCUAAAUCAUGUCUUAGUAGGUUUUCAAUAUUGUACCUUGAAACUUAUGAUCAGCUGCUGUUCACUUUAACUCAAUUUUGUUAUGUUAUUAUUCACUGAUAUGUUUGGUAAUUUCUUGGUAAGCUUAAACUGCUGAACAAGCUAAAAGAUCUGAAGUUUCACUAGUGGCCUUGAAAAGGGGUGCAAAGUUGUAAUUAAUGAAGGGGGUGUGCAGUUUUUGAGAAGCAAGUAUUUUAAUGUCAGUCUUAAGCAUAUAAGACUUGUCAACAAGAGUUGCAUACAUUACUGCAUCAUGUAUUCAGUUAUGAAAUGUGUAUGUUGACACUAAUUAAAAGAUUUUUAUCUGUAAACCACAUACUAUAUUACACAAAAUAAAAUGAUGCUUGUAUGAAAUUUUAUUUCAA
Lingula anatina is the source of this 5321-nucleotide messenger RNA. RefSeq names its product serine/threonine-protein phosphatase 4 regulatory subunit 3. The record is from RefSeq and is a predicted model, not a curated record. Gene Ontology annotation, cellular component: nucleoplasm; protein phosphatase 4 complex. Gene Ontology annotation, molecular function: protein phosphatase activator activity. Gene Ontology annotation, biological process: protein dephosphorylation; DNA damage response. NCBI's taxonomy places the organism in Eukaryota, Metazoa, Brachiopoda, Lingulata, Lingulida, Lingulidae.